CGUGCUGUCAAUCCCGCCAGAUCGUUGCACUGUGUUGGUGUACCGAUUUGUUGUUUUGCAAUACAUUUUCACCCGUGGUUCGCAGCUGGCCGACGAUUUUUGUGGCCAAAAUUAGUUUCUUUGCAGCUUGCAGCUUGUCGGUGACCGAGUGCAGAUUAGGGUUGUUGGUGGGCGCGCCCGCACAAACACCCUCACACUAACAGGACGGAGGGCCACUGUUCACCUUCCUUGGUGCCACACCACCGUCGCAGCAACCGAGCGACAAAGGGAGGCUCGAGAGGUUUUCCGCGGCCCCUCUCUACUGGCGUCAUCGAACUAACGGGGGGCGGCCAGCACGAAAAAACGGCCGACAUUUGCAUUACGCAGUUUGGUAGAGUUAAUAAUCCAUUGCCCGGCAUCGUGCUCUCUCGUCCGGGUGUCGUUUCGGCAGAGGAUGUGUGCUAGUCGCUGCUAGACCACUAAGAGCUAAGUGACCCAGAUCGAUACGGUCGGUGCAUCCAAUCCCUCCGUUGCACUCGUCUACUAUCUCGCUUCUUGCUAUAGUGUUUGUGUGUGUGUGUGCGGGUGUUUGCGCGAAACACACCGACGCGGGGAGCUCGCUCGGAUUCCCCUGGGUGGGCAGGAGGACAUGGAGGACGAGUUAGAAGAUAAGAUACUGUACCAAACGCUGUCCAAGUCGCACAUGAAGCUGCUCUCGAAGUUCGCCGUCGGCGUCACGCCGCUCAACAGCUCGCUCAGCUACGUCUGGAAAGUGAUGCGGGUGUACCUGCUGAAGCCGGAGGUGCUGAUCGCCGGCCUGCUAAUCUGUCUGUUCGUCCUGUACCUGCAAGCAGCGGAGGUAUGGAGCCGCGGGUUCAUCGGGCGCAUCAGCAACUCGCUCGGGCUCGGGAAGGCGGGCGGCCGGUCCGGCAAGCUGUCCAUGCUGGCAUCGGCCGCGGAGAAGCACAGCUGGGACGAGCGGACGACCGGCAGUGCGGUGUACGCGGUCCAAGGCCGCCGGGCCAAGAUGGAGGACAGAUUUGUGAUAAGUGAAAACAUCAACAGCAGCGGCAUUUCCCUGUUUGCCAUCUUCGACGGGCACGGCGGCGAGUACGCGGCCGAGUACGCGAAAACCGUGCUGAUAAAGAACAUCCACCAGAAGCUGAUGCAAUCGUCGGCCAUUGCGGACGGGAAGGAGCUGCCUGGCAGCCCGAACGCAGCCGUCUGUGCGGAGGACGACCGGAAGCAGAAGGAGGAGGAGAAGGAGGAGAAGGUGGACGACAAGCAGGAACAGGUAGUAAACGAACGGUACAAGGUGAACGCGCACAAUGGAAAUAGUGACCCGUCGGGUGCGGUCCAGCGGCGACAGAGCUUUCGCAAAUCCAAGACCGAGGACACGGUCGGAACGGGCAACAAUGGUGCAGCGAACGGUGGUGGUGGUGGUGGUGGAGGAGCAGCAGCCAACAACAAUCAGAUGCUGGAGAACGAUUUGCUGAGCAAGUACAUGGGCAAUCAGUCGCCGGCCCGGCAGCAGGUGAAGAAGAACCUGCUGAACGGGACGUCGGGCGGUGGUGAGUCCGUGCCGACCAAGCCGAAAACGUACGAUGCCCGCUGCUACGUGCAGAAUGGCAGUAUCAACUUUGGCAAGAUCAUUACCGACGAGGUGCUGGCGGCCGAUUACGAUCUGGUGGAGGCGGCGAAGAAAAUGUCGGACUUUGCCGGUACGACCGCGCUGAUUGCCGUCAUACACCGCACCAAGCUGAUAGUGGCCAAUGUGGGCGAUUCGCGCGGCGUCAUGUGCGACUUCAAGGGUAACGCGAUCCCGCUGUCGUUCGACCACAAGCCGCAACAGGUGCGGGAGCAGAAGCGCAUCGCCGACGCCGGCGGUUUCAUCGCGUUCAAGGGCGUGUGGCGGGUGGCGGGCAUACUGGCGACGUCCCGCGCCCUCGGCGACUAUCCGCUGAAGGAGAAAAACCUGGUCAUUGCCAACCCGGACGUGCUUUCCUUCGAUCUAGUCGACCACCGACCACAAUUUCUCAUUCUGGCCUCGGAUGGGCUGUGGGAUACGUUCACCAACGAGGAGGCGGUUGCGUACGUGCGCGAACGGUUGGACGAGCCGCACUUUGGCGCGAAAAGCAUCGCGCUGCAAUCGUACAGCCGUGGCUCGGUCGAUAACAUUACGGUGCUGGUGAUUGUGCUGAAGAACGGUCGGUACGAGAUCGGUUCCUCGAGCAACUGAACGGCCCGCUGGCUCGUUGGACAUUUCGAUGGGAAUCGUUUCUAUUGCGAAACAGCGAUCACCGCAAUGGUGAUCGUUCAUCAACUACCUAAUUGGCUGCUUUUUCUUCAUCUGUUAACCUUUCGUUUAUUGAUUACGCUUGUUUUUUUUGCUGACUUUUAUUGUUAGAUUUCCCACACUGAUCGCGAAAAGGAGGCAGCUACCUCCGUUUUAUCGUUAACGUUCGUUUUAUGUUUAAAGAUCUCUAUGUUAUAACGCUUUGUUUUAAAACUGAUCGCAGCUCUACACUUUUAAUUCUCUUUUUCACAAAAGGCAUGCUACCCCACUCGAUGAUCACUAGUGUAAUGCAAGCUAGUAGCUCAAUGCUAAUUGCUUGAUCUAACUACUACUACUACUUCACCUUAUCUAGUGCUGCUCCGCCCAAAGAAAACGACUGGUACCAAACUGGGUUUUGCUGAAUCACAGCGAACCGAUUAGGGAAGGCGAGCGAGUGGAAAAUACGUCGCGUGUAGGUUUAUUUUGUUUGAUUACGCUACGUAUUCGCUGUAAGGUUUGCUUUCUACUUUAAUAGAUUAGACAGUGAGGGAGGGGCGGGCAGCAGAGAAGCUGAACGGAACGGGAAUUCGAUCUAAACAAAUCGAGCCGUAGUUAGUAGUACACAAUUGCAAUGGCAAUCCUCAAUUUACCAGCACCAUGUUUGUGUGUGUGAGUGAGUGUGAUUUGUUGUUUUCUUUGCCACUUUGUGCAGUUUAUUGAGGGCAUUUUUAAUAAUAUUUGUUCAACCAGAUACGUAAAAGGGACGCUAGUAGAAGAUUUAAUUGGAAAUGCACUUCUCGUACUGCAAAAAAAAAAAACAAAAAGAUUUCGAGAUAGAAGGUAGAGCGAAAGAGUGAGCACGAGCGAAAGAUUUCGAAACCGAUUUUACUUAUUUUAAUGGCGCUCGAUUUUCGGUACAAAUUUAUAUUACUGACCCACAGACACACAUCACACGCAGGUGGAGGUGGACAAAAUCGCUAUACAAAUUACACGUUUGCUCACCAAAAGGGUAGGAACAAUUGGAACAAAUUAAUCUAAUACCAGAGAGUAGUUUUAGCGGGUAGCGAACAAACAGAGAGAAUGAGAGCGGAAUCUUGCUUGAUUUGUCCGAAGGGAAAUGUUACUCGAGCUUAUGCAUUCGGAUUUGGGAAUCGAUUCUUAUGAGACUUUUAGAAAAGGGAAGCGUAGGUCACAAGCCGGUGCUGAAAUAGCAGCAAAAAACCAGUUGGAACAGUAUCCGUUUCCGCUAGUUGGUGCCAAACGACGAGGGCAACAUGGACUAAACCAAGUAUCCUUAUUGAAGAUAUCUAACAACCGAUUGGGCAUCAAUCGUAGGUGCUAAAUUAAUAAUUUAAAAGUAAUUGUUAGGCAGCAAGUAAGCUUACGAUGCUUAACAGCAAUUGAAUUGAACGGGAAUGUCUGUGUCCCGGAGACCAACCUACGCAAAGGCGAACGCACGAACGAACGAACUCUCACAGUGAUGGUGGAGGGUGUAAACCUCCAUUGGCGUGAAGCAUCUCCCGUGUUGGUGUCGUGCAUAGUCCUGUGACUGUGCUGCACCCCUUUUUUCUCGAUCUUCUACUCACAAUCAUUAAGUCUACUUCCCUAACUUGCCUUAACCGCUCCACUAUUAGAUGAAGGAUAGACAACAAAAAAACAACAAAACUAUAGUAAAAUAGAGUAGAGUAUAAAGUUUUCGAUAAUAUGGGGGGGGAGGAACACUCACACUCCCUUCACAGAGCAGAGAACAAAACGCUCUACCGGAGCAUUCUUUCGCUGGGUUUUGUAAUUGUACAUAUCACGCGGAGAGGGUGAGCGCCGGAAUGAAUAUUGAAUCUUUUUUUUUAUUUCUGAAUAAAACCGUCACAAUAUAAAAUCCUUUCACAAAAAGGCUUACAAAAACUAAAA
Anopheles coluzzii is the source of this 4162-nucleotide messenger RNA. Its product is annotated as protein phosphatase 1L. Gene Ontology annotation, molecular function: cation binding; protein serine/threonine phosphatase activity. The transcript is spliced from 4 exons. Bases 629 to 2218 code for a protein of 529 amino acids. Gene Ontology annotation, biological process: positive regulation of canonical Wnt signaling pathway; protein dephosphorylation; positive regulation of canonical NF-kappaB signal transduction. The record is from RefSeq and is a predicted model, not a curated record. Lineage: Eukaryota; Metazoa; Arthropoda; Insecta; Diptera; Culicidae. Gene Ontology annotation, cellular component: nucleus; cytosol.